GUUCCUUCCUCUGUCCCUCUCCCAGCCGUACCCCCACUUCAUGCCUCGGCGAAUCACAGGGCGUCGUUACCGCUCCCAGCAGACCGUGCCCCCGCCCCCCUACCACCCAGGCUUCCUGCCUUACUUCCUGUCGAUGCUUCCAGUGGGUCCUACAGUCGGUCCUACCAUCAGUCUAGAGUUAGAUGUGGAUGAUGGAGAGGCCCUGUUGAACCUAGCAGAGCAUCUGGGCGAGGCUAAACCCAGAGGACUGACCAAGGCUGACAUAGAACAACUUCCCUCCUACCGCUUCAACCCCAACAACCACCAAUCAGAACAGACACUGUGCGUGGUGUGUAUGUGUGACUUUGAGUCUCGUCAGCUGCUAAGAGUCCUGCCCUGUAACCAUGAGUUCCACACCAAGUGUGUUGACAAGUGGCUGAAGGCUAACAGGACGUGUCCCAUCUGUCGGGCGGACGCCUCCGAGGUCCAUCGGGAUUCUGAAUGACCUAUGACCUCGAGCCCCACAGAUCUAGGAUCCGCUCAGCCUCCCCACAUCCUAACCUGAC
Molecule: messenger RNA, 545 nt
Organism: Oncorhynchus gorbuscha (pink salmon)
Lineage: Eukaryota; Metazoa; Chordata; Actinopteri; Salmoniformes; Salmonidae
Product: E3 ubiquitin-protein ligase RNF38-like
Exons: 5
Coding region: 41-484 (147 amino acids)
Source: RefSeq, a predicted model, not a curated record